Molecule: messenger RNA, 1997 nt
Organism: Portunus trituberculatus (swimming crab)
Lineage: Eukaryota; Metazoa; Arthropoda; Malacostraca; Decapoda; Portunidae
Gene: Pex2
Product: peroxisome biogenesis factor 2-like
Exons: 2
Coding region: 612-1484 (290 amino acids)
Biological process (GO): protein import into peroxisome matrix
Cellular component (GO): peroxisomal membrane
Molecular function (GO): zinc ion binding
Source: RefSeq, a predicted model, not a curated record
ACAACACACGGGUCGGUGCGCCAGCGUUUAAGAAAUCAAAACUUAGGUUUCGGGUGCUACCACACCACAGUGGUGUGCUGACCUACGAAACGAAUUUUUAGAUGUUUAAGAAAGCGGCCGUUGGUUCCCAGACGUUGUUGUUGUUAAACUUUGGACUUGAUUCCGGACUGUUCCAGCCCAGCGUAUACAGACUCCCUCUUGUCCCUCCACCUCUUACGGUCUCGUCACCCGUCUUCUUCCAUAGCCCAUGCCAUCCAGCGCGCCCUCUUCCACCUCACGUCAAAAAGCUGGGAGGUGAUCCUGCAAUGGGUGCCUUUCCACUCGAAAAUCAGACGGUACGAGGUCGCCGAAGCCGCGUCCAAGAUGGCCCUCUCGGAGGUAAACAUUACGUUCUUCCCUCUACCACUUUCAACAGCCAAGCGCCUCAUCUCCCGCGCUUGCCGCUCCUCGUGGGACCAAUCGCUCUGCUCUGCUCUCCGCAUCACCUCUCUGGGCCUGUACCGUGUUGAUUCCUCCCCCAGUCCUGGGUACAUGUGAGAAUGAAAACCUGAGCCAUCUCCCCAAUUCAUCUCUGUGUUUAUCAUACAAGACAUCAGCUGAAUAUCCAUGCCAUGGCUGCCUUGAAUAGUGAUGUGUACAUUCCUCGAAUAUCUCAGCUGGAUGCAAUGUUUCUUGACAGUGAAGUAUAUUCUUUAAUAAAGUUUCAGCUUUUGAGAUGUGUAAGGUAUUUUGGACAUGGUUUUGUGACAAGAAUGGAACCAGAAAUUGAUGUAGCACUCAAAUACAUAAUUUUGAAAUAUACUGUUCAAAAGACAAAGAGAUCAGUUGGCCAGCAGCUGCUGCAAGUAAAUUAUCAAGAGGGAGUCUCUUAUAGAAAAUUAGGAAAUUAUAUUACUGUGAUAGUAAUGGUAAAAUGGCUAAAGGAAAGAAGUAGCAUUGUAACUUCGAUUGUUUCACAUAGUGUUAGAGAAAGAAUGAGGGAGUGCAUUGGUGUUUUAGAAAUAGCUUUUCAGUUUAUACAUGUCAUGAAUCUUUUGGUGUUCCUUCACAAAGGACUGUACCCUACUGUGGCAGAAAGACUCUUUAGGCUCAGGCAUGUUCCCUCUGACCCUAAUACCUCUCGGAGAAUAUCGUAUGCUUAUUUCACAAGGGAAUUGCUUUGGCAUGGAUUUGCUGAAUUACUGGGAUUUAUUUUACCAUUAAUUAACAUACAGUAUUUCCACAAUGCUAUCAAAAAGUUUUUACCAAGUCUUAAUGAAAAUCAAAAUGACACCACUCAAGAAACUGAUGUAAAUUUUAUCCAUAGUACAACUUGUGUUAUCUGCAACAAGGCACCUGUGCUUCCUCAUGGAUUUGGAUGCCAGCACAUAGCAUGCUACUUCUGCAUCUACUCCAGUUAUGCUUCAGGUCCUACAUUCACAUGUCCACUGUGUAACCAUCAAAUAGAAAGCAAAGUUCAAAUUACACCUGCAAAUAUGUCAUAACCAGUUCACAUGCUGUACCUCUACAUCAGGAGCAGAGCUUCAUUGCCAUCUCGUAUACAGGACUCUAAUUGUCUUGUUUGGCACAUGAAGCUUCAUUCUCCACUGCUUGUUCCUGCACUCUCUCAUUACAUGAUGAAGUUGAGGGGGAAUGGACUAAGAUGGAAUCAUAUGUGCCUUCACUGGUGUGUAUGGUACAGUGUGUGUUUUAUGCCCUUAUGUCCCUUGAUUCAUGACAGUGAAUGACUCCCCAAUUGUAGAGAUCAACCAACAUUUACAUAUGGCAUCCACAUGAAUGAUGUGUACCAAUCAUAAACCAGUAAUUCUGUGUCAUGUGGAUAAGGAAAAAAAAUGUGGCAAUAGACACCAAUAUUCUUGUUGACCCUGGUGAUCUAGAAGAAACGUACAUGUAUUUACCAGAUGUGCUGAGAUCAAGGUUUUAUUUAGUUGAGAAGGAAUGUUCAGAUGAUGUCCACAUAGUAUUGUGCAUAACUAAUACAAAACAUAUACAGCACA